AGUCAUCUUGGCCCGAGGGAACACAGGCAGGCGCCUCUUCGGGCUGCCUGGAAGAUGAAGGUGGUUCUCAUAGGAGACUCGAACGUCGGGAAGUCGGCGCUGGUGCACCGAUUUAUACCUGCUGGCCGAGUCCAAGGCCACGGUCGGCAUCGCCUUCUUCAAGCAGACACUGCGCGACGACGAGACUGGCGAGGAGUUCGCGAUGCAGAUUUGGGACACUGCCGGACAAGAGAAGUUCCAGUCCGUCACGACCCACCACUACCGGGCCGCGGACGGCGGCCUCCUCGUCUUCGACCUGGCCAGCGACGGAUCCUUCUCGAACGUCGACAAGUGGCUCGCGGAGCUUAGGGAAAACACUGACCCCAACGUGGUAGUGGCGUUGGUGGGCACAAAGGCAGACCUGCGAGACAGGCGAGAAGUUCCACUGGAGAGAGCCCAGGCAUAUGCCAAAGAUAACGGGCUUAUCUACAUGGAGACAUCGUCCUACUGGGACAAGCAACAGGACGGCAGUGUCCAGGACACCGUGGCAGGCGUCCAGCGCGUGUUUCUCAGGACGAUGCUCAGGGCCAUCGUGCACCAGCAGAGGAAGGGCGGCGGUGGCAGGAGCACCCGGCUGGACAUCUCCGGGUACGGGGAGAACGGCCGGGGGCAGGUCCGACUCGGAGCGGACCGUGGGCCGAGGCAGGGCGAGUGCGGCUGCUGACGAGGA
Molecule: messenger RNA, 709 nt
Organism: Prorocentrum cordatum
Lineage: Eukaryota; Dinophyceae; Prorocentrales; Prorocentraceae
Source: the annotation of a GenBank genome assembly